AUGUAUUUUACCAAGACCUUUGGCGGGCACGCCGCCCCCGGCGUGAUCCUUAAGUUCCUGGAGUAUAAGGAUCGCCGGCAGCCGACGAAGCCCGUCGACCCCGAGAUGGUGCCCUCGGAGGUCUACAUUACUGCUGCUGAGCUGGCUCAGCUCGGCGUUGGCACCGACACCAUGAGCAGUCAACCGUUCCAACAAGUGAGCCCCAUGCGAACCACCCAACCCAGGAGCCUCCCACUCAUUCAUCCUCAGCCAUCGCCCGCCGCCCACCACAGCCAGACUCGCGAGCGUCGACGAUCGAGACCCAAGGCGCAGGUGAAGCCCUCGGCCCCCAGCGCGAGAGUCCCUAGCCACAUAGCUCGAAAGCCCCUUCGUCGUAGCCGUAACGCUAACGCUAGAAAGACUAAGAACGGUCCCUCUAUAAUCCAUUGCUCGAUCCCAGAGGUUCCAGAGGAGCGUAGAACCUCCGACGCGAUCCGACCUGAGCUGGCCGGCGCUGCCGAGGACGGCCCCCUUCAUCAUGGUAUACCGCUAACUGGCACCCCAGAACAGCCAGUGCCGUACCGUCCGAGACGUUCGCCUAGGGAGCCACACCAGGAGAUAUCAGCCUGCUCGCUUAUAGAGCGGAUUACGAAGGCCGCCGAGACCAUUCGGAUCACCAGCCAUGCCAGCUCGGAAAGUGACGACGACCUUGCCAGGAUUCCUAAGCUUUCCGCCGCUCCGAGAGUGCCUCGCUGGCGCGUAGCCACACCCCACCCUACAGUGCCCCACCCGACAGUCGGCACGCAUGUGCGUAGCGAUGACGACGACGACGAAGAUAUCCGAGUCCAACACGAGGGCGCGAUUCCCGUGUUACUCACCCCCGGAACCUCGGCUGCACAUAUCGCCUCAGAUAUACGCACUGCCCCGGUAAGGUAUGCAUGCGUGCGAACCGCGCCGUCAGCGGCCUCCCUGACGGGCGUCAUCGAGCAGGUACGCGCGCGCUCCGCUGACGAAAUCGUGAUCCCGCCGCUCCCCAGCGCGGCCUCGGGGGUCCACCGGCCAGCCUGCCAGCUCCGCAGCGACGGCUCCAUCCCGUCGCUCGACGCCGCCGGCCGAGACCCUUCCAGCUGCGAGGUCGCGUACUUCCGCGAGCACGGCGUGCCGCCGGCCGCCCACCUCGUCGAGGGCAAUCGCAGCAGCAGCAGCGGCGGCAGCCGGCACCAGAGCCGGACUCCGCUCACCGCCCCCGGCAUGCUCGUCACGAUCCGCACCCCCUCCCCGAGCUACAGCUGCGCCGUGCAGAGCUGCUUCUGCACCCCGAGCGAGGCCGACAGCAAGGUCUGCCCCAGCUGCCGAGAACGCAGGCGCCUCGAGCGAGAGCUCCAGAUGCAGUGGAUUUAA
Molecule: messenger RNA, 1380 nt
Organism: Durotheca rogersii
Lineage: Eukaryota; Fungi; Ascomycota; Sordariomycetes; Xylariales; Xylariaceae
Exons: 1
Coding region: 1-1380 (459 amino acids)
Source: RefSeq, a predicted model, not a curated record